Molecule: messenger RNA, 1603 nt
Organism: Episyrphus balteatus (marmalade hoverfly)
Lineage: Eukaryota; Metazoa; Arthropoda; Insecta; Diptera; Syrphidae
Exons: 3
Coding region: 2-1579 (525 amino acids)
Source: RefSeq, a predicted model, not a curated record
CAUGGCUCAUUAUACCGAAAGUGAUGUAACUUAUUGUUCUGAUGCUGAAAAAGAAGAAACCCAACCAAUCCGUCGUUCCAAACGUCUAUCACAACGCAAUCUCCUACCCAGAUUCCGGUCACACAAAGACCCACCAACUCAACGUCUAUUAGAAAUCUAUCAAAUGCUCAAAUGUGGCAAAUUAUGUUCAGAUUGGCAAAUCAAUGAAUGGCAAGCACAAAGGCUUGAAGUUGAAUUAAUAAAAAAUACAUUAAACGGUAAACAAAAGGGAAGAAUAUCAUUUAUUUUAAAGAAAAUAAACCAAAAUAUUCAAAAUUUAAGUUCCAAACCUUCGAUAAAGUCUGCAGAAACUACUGUCAAUUCAUAUUCAAAUAAUGAACAAGUUAUACAUUCUCCAAACAUUUUAGCUGGAAUGAUGACAGAAGUUUUAACGGAAAUUCCACCUUAUCAGCCACAAAAUCUAUCCAAAAUCACUAAAAAUAUAGUUAAAAACUCUGAGCCGCCAAAAAUAGGACUCACACAGAGAAAUCCACUUGAUUUGACAAAGAAACAUGGAAGACUACUUCCUUCUACUCCAGCUUUGUCAGAAAUAAAUUUGUCCAAAAGACAACAACAACAACAACAACAAUCAGAGAAAGUAACAAGCACACCAAUAAGUUUGGUUCCUUCUCAGCAAAAUGAAAAAGCUAAAUCAUCGAGUUUUAACACUCUGUCUAUUUCUAAAGAUUCAAUGAUUGAUUUGACUGACGAGAAUGUUGUAAACGAAAAUCAAGAAAAUAUCGAACCUGAAGUAAUAGAAACAAAUGCAAGACCAAGAAGCCCAGUUCAUGUGUCCAAAUGGCUUAAGUUUCUGCCAACCCCAGAGAGACCAAAAUUGGUAGUUAAACCUAAGCCCAUACCAGCUACUGUUACUGCUCCCAAUAGAAAUAGAAAAACAUUUAAAGAAAGCAUUGUUAGCUUGUAUAAAGCUCAAUCAGCUCAAUCUAAUGCCUCUACGGGUUUAUCAAGUAAAACUGCGAACCCAUUUGCAAGCGGAGGUUAUUCAAAGAAAUCCAAACAAACUGAAAAGUCAAAACCAUCAUCUUCUCCAUUUAAAUCUCGUUUCAUUAAUGAAAAUGUUAAACAGACCUCAUCACAUCGAAAUACACAAAAUAUCCCACCAAGACGAAAUGAAGAACAACCUCGUAUAACUCCAAGGAAUUUUCAAUCGGAACACUUUUCAAAUAUUUCACCAAAUUUUCUACUUGAUGAUUUAUCCGAUUCAAAUGAUAACCUUAGUUUUAGCUCAUCAUGCAAAGAGGAUUUUAAGAAAAUGUUUGGAACAGAUAAUCUAGAUGAUGUAUUCAAUUGUCGUGAUGAAGCUAUUUAUCAUUUGAAUGAAAAUCAUGUCAAACGAUUAGCAAAGAUAUUGAAUUUAAAUGUUGGAACUCUUAAGAAAACUAUAGACACUAUUAUAUCGAAUGAUAAUUAUGGGAUUUCGGAAGAUGAUAUCCCGAGAAGUGAUUCGUCGGUGGUGGAAUGCAGUCAGAGUCCACCACAACGGCUAUUGCAAAGUCAGAGGUCUCAUAUAUCGAAGUAAUUUGAAGUUCUAAAUUGUUGAGUU